AUGAUAAAGACGAUAAUUAUUGCUUCUUUGGCGGUUUCCAUGAUUUUCGCAACUCCAAUUCGAAGCACAGUUGGCUCGGAAGACGAAGACAUUCUAGAAUUCUCAGUGUCCAAUCGAGGUCAUGAGUUCGCAAUGCCCACCAGGAACAUCCUUCCGGAAAGACUAAUCGACGAGGUGCCCAUUGACACCAACAGUUCUCAGGAACGCGUUUCUGCUGUUCAUUCCGAAGACGACAUCUUCUACAAGUUCGCAAGUCUUCCACUUUUCCCAGUCGAGAAAUCGCUGAAAUCGCUCAACGGAUUCUAA
Messenger RNA from Caenorhabditis bovis, 306 nucleotides. The record is from the annotation of a GenBank genome assembly. Lineage: Eukaryota; Metazoa; Nematoda; Chromadorea; Rhabditida; Rhabditidae.